AUGGCCAUUCGAUGUGAAGGCCGGUUCCUCUGGCUUAUGAUGCAAGAGCCCACUCUAAGAAAAGCAUUCACACUCCGGCCGCUUACUGUCUGCGAGAUUACCGACGCUGCCCUCAUCGACGAUUCUGAAGACCUGCCGUUGGAGGAUCUCCACGACGCCCUAGAUGUCGACUACAUCGAAACCGAGAUUGAUGGCCUUUGCAGCCCUCUCUUGAUGCUUCGAGCGAGUCGCCAGGCUCAGCCGUAG
Colletotrichum spaethianum is the source of this 246-nucleotide messenger RNA. RefSeq lists its product as uncharacterized. Lineage: Eukaryota; Fungi; Ascomycota; Sordariomycetes; Glomerellales; Glomerellaceae. The record is from RefSeq and is a predicted model, not a curated record. The transcript has 2 exons. The coding region runs from base 1 to 246 and encodes 81 amino acids.